Messenger RNA from Archocentrus centrarchus (flier cichlid), 1925 nucleotides. RefSeq names its product serine protease 23 (gene prss23). Gene Ontology annotation, molecular function: serine-type endopeptidase activity. NCBI's taxonomy places the organism in Eukaryota, Metazoa, Chordata, Actinopteri, Cichliformes, Cichlidae. The transcript is spliced from 2 exons. The coding region runs from base 252 to 1379 and encodes 375 amino acids. The record is from RefSeq and is a predicted model, not a curated record. Gene Ontology annotation, biological process: proteolysis.
GGGCUGAGCUGAGCAGGUUACACAGCACGUCUCGAGACUCGCUGCACACCUGGAGCGUCAUUUACGCGCGCUGUGAAAGAGCCAGCGAGAUUUACCUGCCGGAGGUGGGAGAAAACACCUACCUGGCAGCGCAGAGGUGGAGGAGAACCUGGGGAAAUGAUCCCGAACGACUCGUCUGAUGGGGAGGAAAACUUGACUGGGAUGUAAACGCGGACUAUCGAUUUCUAAUCAGGAGUGUUUUCAUCUCCGCGAUGAUGCCGACUGAGAGCUCCCUCCUAACUCACCUGCUCCUUCAGCUCCCCCUCACCUUCUCACUCCUCCACGCUCCUCCGGCCCACGUCCCCGCGCUGGUCCCUCACACUCCGACGCCUCUCACCCGCUCCCAUUUCAGCGCUCACACUCAGCUGGAUUUCACCACUCACUGCAACUCAAGCUGCUUCCACAGAGGAGAGCAGGAGGAGAAGAAGGAGCAGCUCACGGAGAAACUGGCAUUUGAGACGCUGUACGCUGACGGCUCGCGCACUCUGACCAUGGUAGAUGUGGAGGAUGAUGGAGAGUUUGGAGGAGCUCACCCUACACCCCACAGAGGUCCGGGAGCAAAGCCCAGGCACAAGCGUGUGAGACGGCAGAUCUAUGGAGCAGAUGGCCGUUUUAACAUCCAAGGUGACAACUUCCUGUUGGAUUACCCUUUCUCCACAGCUGUGCGGAUCUCCACUGGCUGCACCGGUGUUCUCGUGUCUCAGCAGCACGUCCUCACAGCUGCACACUGUGUACACAAUGGGAAGGAUUAUGUCAAUGGGGCGCGAAGGCUCAGGGUGGGCUUUCUGAUCCCUCCAUCCAUCAAUGGCACAAAAACACACUUCACUUCUACCAAGAAGCCUCUGGUCCACUGGGUGCGGGUGAAACGCACCCGUGUGCCAAAGGGUUGGAUCCAGGGUCCCCAGGAGGUCAGCAUGGAGUUUGAUUAUGCCCUGCUGGAGCUGCGUUGGCCUCACCGCCGUCCCUUCAUGCGCCUCUCUGUGGCUCCCUCUUCUGAUGAUCUGGCAGGGCAUCGCAUCCACUUCUCUGGUUUUGACAGCGACAGGCCUGGGCAGCUUGUGUACCGGUUUUGUCCUGUUGAAGAAGAGUCCAACGACCUGAUAUAUCAGCACUGCGAUGCUCGACCUGGAGCCAGCGGCUCUGGAGUGUAUGGCCGAGUGUGGGACAACAAUUUAGAACGCUGGGAAAGGAAGGUUAUCGGCAUCUUCUCUGGACACCAGUGGCUGGAGAUAGACGGUGAAAACCGGGAUUACAACGUGGCCGUGCGCAUCACUCCUUUGAAGUUCGCUCAGAUCUGUUACUGGGUUCACGGAAACCGGCUAGACUGUGUCCAGGACUGAGAAACACCAAAGGCUGGGGGGGUGAAAACAUAACAUGAAAAAUACAAGAAAACUCAGAAUGACUCCAAAAUCACACACACACACACACAGGGUGAAAUGUCUGAAAUAAAAGAGCAAAGCAGGCUUUUGGAUCCAUUUCCACACACAGUUAUUUCUCUCCUGUCUUUAAUUUGCUCCCUGUAACCUCUGGGCCUAUUAAAUAAAUCAGCCUGUGAGAUCAUCACCGCAGCAUCUUUUAAUAUGUUUUCACUCGCAGUCAAAUUAAUAAGUCAGUGUUUCCACAGCAUUAACAUAAGCCACUUUUAACAAGAGGGGGAAAAAACACUGUAACUCUUGUGUGUGUCAGUAGCUGCAGAUUAUUUUCCUACUGUGGAUGACUGUAAUCCACUGAAGCUGUAUUUCCAUCUUUCCUGCUCUGGCUUUGGGGACCUGAUUUUGCUAUUUUUAGAGCACAGACAGUUUGUUGUCCUUAGAGUGGACUCGUAACAGAGAGUUUUGACUUUAUUUUAUUUUUUAAGAAAUGCUUGGUAUAUUUUAAUAAACAGA